AUGAAGAAGUACGAAUCAGCCGAGGAGGUGCAGGCCAGCAGCACCUCGACCGUCGACGUAGAGGAGGCCGCCGCGAUCAACGAGCCUCAACUCGAUGGCAUCCACUCCAAGAAGGAGGAUCUUCUCUCUGACGAGGAGGAGUGCACACCAGGAGCCACCAAGAGCAAGCCUGUGACACAGCAGGCCAAGAUCGAUUCGAAGAAGAAGAAGAAGAAGACGAUCGAGGUUGCUGUGAAGAAGGAGGAGGUGGCGCCGGUGCCCAAGGAGCUGGCCAAGGAAACCGAGGACGAGAGGGAAUGCUACCGCCACGCCAUCGUCGACGUGCCGGCCCUCGUGGAGCUGCUGACCCUCAUCGGCCGCUGCCCGGUGUGCAAGUCCAGCCUGCGCACCGACAAGAUCGCCACCGACGAGGCGACGGCCGUCGUCAACGUGUCGCUCAAGUGCUCUCGCCUUCGCUGCCAGUUCACCAAGCACUGGUGCAGCAGCCCGACGGCGGGCAUCAGCACCACGGAGGCCGCGAAGAAGUGA
This is a messenger RNA of Acanthamoeba castellanii str. Neff, 528 nucleotides long. RefSeq lists its product as uncharacterized. The record is from RefSeq and is a predicted model, not a curated record. The transcript has a single exon. NCBI's taxonomy places the organism in Eukaryota, Discosea, Longamoebia, Acanthamoebidae. Bases 1 to 528 code for a protein of 175 amino acids.